This is a messenger RNA of Cinclus cinclus, 8595 nucleotides long. RefSeq names its product La ribonucleoprotein 1, translational regulator (gene LARP1). Gene Ontology annotation, biological process: positive regulation of translation; mRNA stabilization. Gene Ontology annotation, cellular component: cytosol; cytoplasmic stress granule. NCBI's taxonomy places the organism in Eukaryota, Metazoa, Chordata, Aves, Passeriformes, Cinclidae. The coding region runs from base 92 to 3277 and encodes 1061 amino acids. Gene Ontology annotation, molecular function: RNA cap binding. The transcript is spliced from 19 exons. The record is from RefSeq and is a predicted model, not a curated record.
GCCCCCGCGGCAGUCGCGUGGUCCCCGCGCGGCUCCAUAUUGCGGCGGCACCGGGGUCGGGGGGUUCCCGGCGGGGCUCGGGGGCGCGCAGAUGGCGACGCAGGUGGAGGCGCUGCUGCCCGGCACGGCCCCGCUGCUGCCCGCCGAGGAGCGCGCCCUGGUGCUGAAGCCGCCGCAGGACGGCGGCCGGGAGAAGGGCGAGCCGCCCAUGGGCCCCGACGGCGGGCCGGCGGCGCCGAGGCCGCCCAGCGCCAAGCAGCAGAAGGAGGAGAGCAACAACCAGGAGAAGGAGAGCCUGCUGAGGGCCGGCGGCGAGGCGGAGGACGGCGGCGAAGCGGGCGGCGCGGGGCGCCGGGAGUUCAUCGAGGCCCCGCCGCCCAAGGUGAACCCCUGGACGAAGAACGCGCCGGCCGUGAACGGGCAGUCGCCUCCCGAACUUACAACUCCAGCGAAAGUGGUGAGGGCUGCCAACCCGAGACAGAGGAAAGGAAGCAAGGUUGGUGACUUUGGUGAUGCCACAAAUUGGCCAACACCUGGAGAAAUAGCCCACAAGAGUGUCCAGCCACACAAAACACCGUCCCUUCGGAAGCUGCCUGUCAAGAAAGACAUGAAAGAGCAGGAAAAGGGGGAUGGGAGUGAUGGCAAAGAGAGCCUGAAAACCAAAUCGGAUGAGUCUGGGGAGGAGAAAAAUGGCGAUGAUGACAACCAGAAGUCAGCCCAGAAGAAGAAAGGCAACAAACACAAGUGGGUCCCUCUGCAGAUAGACAUGAAGUCAGAGGUGCCUAGGGACAAAACGGCCUCUCGGAACAACCGGCAAAACGAGCAGCACAGGCACCCUUCCAACAACCGCAGCGAGCUCAAAGGUGAGGGCUCAGGCUCUCACACCCCUCCUGCCUCUCCUUCCCCGUGUGCUGCAGGAUGGCACCCUGACAACAAGCACGAGCGCAGCUGGCAGGACCAUGAUGAGACCUCCAGCGUGAAGAGCGAGGGAGGGGCCGUGCGAGGAACCUUCCGGGGCCGAGGCCGCGGCCGGGGCAGGGGCCGUGGCCGUGGCAGAGGAGGUGAGCGCUGGCACUUCGACUACCAGUACGGAUACCGGAAAUUCGAGGGCUCGGACAGCUCCCGCACCCAGAAGUACGCCAGCAACAUCACCUACUACUUCGACAACAUCAGCAGUGCUGAGCUCUACAGCGUGGACCAGGAGCUGCUCAAGGACUACAUCAAGAGGCAGAUAGAAUAUUACUUCAGUGUGGACAACCUGGAGCGAGACUUCUUCCUGCGCCGCAAGAUGGACUCGGAUGGCUUCCUGCCCAUCACGCUGAUCGCCAGCUUCCACCGCGUGCAGGCGCUGACCACCGACAUUAGCCUCAUCAUCAAGGCUCUGAAGGACAGCAAGGUGGUGGAAAUUGUGGAUGAGAAGAUCAGGAGAAAAGAGCAGCCAGAAAAAUGGGCUCUGCCUGGCCCUCCUAUGGCAGACUACACACAGACAGACUUCUCACAGUUCAUCAAUUGCCCUGAGUUUGUGCCCCGGCAGAGCUUCCAGAAAGAGACUGAGUCUGCUCCAGGCUCCCCACGUCCUGCCAGCCCAGUCCCCACCAAAACAGAGGAGGUCAGUAACCUGAAGACAAUGCCCAAGGGCCUGUCCACCAGUCUCCCAGACCUGGAUUCAGAGACAUGGAUUGAAGUGAAGAAGAGACCCCGACCUUCCCCAGCCAGGCCCAAGAAGCCAGAAGAGUCAAAGACGCCACAGCAGCAGAAGCAAAAGGACCAAGAUGAACCUGAGGAGCUCGACUUUCUGUUCGAUGAGGAGAUGGAGCAGAUGGAUGGCCGCAAGAACACCUUCACUGACUGGUCAGACGAAGACUCAGAUUACGAGAUCGACGACCGCGACGUCAACAAGAUCCUCAUCGUGACACAGACCCCUCCGUACCUGCGCCGGCAUCCCGGCGGGGACCGGACUGGCAACCACACGUCCAGGGCUAAAAUGAGCUCAGAGCUGGCCAAGGUGAUCAAUGAUGGGCUGUACUACUAUGAGCAGGACCUGUGGACAGAGCAGUUUGAGCCAGAGUAUUCACAGAUCAAGCAAGAGGUGGAGAACUUCAAGAAGGUGAAUAUGAUCAGCAGGGAGCAGUUUGACACCCUGACCCCAGAGCCACCUGUGGAUCCAAAUCAGGAAGUCCCUCCUGGUCCCCCCAGGUUCCAGCAAGUACCUACAGACGCUUUGGCCAACAAGCUCUUCGGAGUCCCUGAGCCCUCCACCAUCGCCCGCUCUUUGCCCACGACUGUCCCAGAAUCACCCAACUACCGCAACGCCAGGACCCCCCGCACCCCGCGCACCCCUCAGCUCAAGGACCCGACGCAGACGCCCCGGUUCUACCCAGUGGUGAAGGAGGGCAGGACGAUAGAUGCCAAGACUCCACGGAAGAGGAAGACGAGGCACAGUUCGAACCCUCCGAUGGAGUGCCACGUGGGCUGGGUGAUGGACUCCAGGGAGCACAGGCCCCGGACUGCCUCCAUCAGCUCCAGCCCCUCGGAGGGGACCCCAGCCGUCGGGAGUUACGGCUGCACCCCGCAGUCCCUGCCCAAGUUCCAGCAUCCCUCACACGAGCUGCUCAAGGAGAACGGCUUCACACAACACGUCUACCACAAGUACCGGCGGCGCUGCCUUAACGAGCGAAAACGACUGGGCAUUGGUCAGUCCCAGGAGAUGAACACGCUUUUCCGGUUCUGGUCCUUCUUCCUGCGAGAUCACUUCAACAAGAAAAUGUAUGAGGAGUUCAAGCAACUGGCUGUGGAGGAUGGGAAGGAGGGAUACAGGUACGGUCUGGAGUGCCUUUUCAGAUACUACAGCUACGGGCUGGAGAAGAAAUUCCGGCCAGACAUAUUUAAGGACUUCCAAGAAGAGACCAUCAAGGAUUAUGAAGCUGGGCAGCUCUAUGGGCUGGAAAAGUUCUGGGCCUUCUUAAAAUAUUCCAAAGCCAAAAAUCUGGACAUUAACAGCAAACUGCAAGAAUACCUCAGCAAGUUCAAGCGCCUCGAGGACUUCCGAGUAGAUCCACCCAUGGGGGAGGAAGGUGGACACAAGAGAUAUCCAUCGACAUCAGGGGGAGAUGGCAGGAAGCGCUACCCGUCCCAGUCUUCCAGCAAAACGGUCAGCCAGUGCCCAUCCAGCCAAGCCCACGCCUCAGCCAGCCAGCCUGCACAAGAGGAUGCCAAAAACCUGAGCCAGCAAUCCCCUGCCCCAUCAGCUGCAGAGUCGCAGACAGUGGGGAAGUAGAGAGGCUGCAGCGUCUGCUUCCUGCCAGGGGGUGGGGUGGGUUGGUGGGGAAUGGCUCGGAGAAGGGCAGACAUGAGGGGGUGGGACAGGAAGGGAGCUGCAAGGUGGGUUCCCACGAAUGGGCUGCUUGGGAGAAACUUCAACGCACAUGAUUUUCUUCUCUUGUGGCUGGAAAGCAAAGACGAUCUGCAUCCAAAACACCAUUUUGCUAUUACUACCCUGACCAGAGCCAGACCCGCUCCCGGCAGACCCACCCUUUCCCUUCCCUCUCCUCCUGUGCACACAUUCAUGUCUUAGUGUCUCUUCAAAAAAAUGUGUUCUGGCUGGGUUGGAAAGGAGAGAUUUUUUUUUAUUAUUAUAUAUAUAUAUCAAGUUUUAAAUUAUUGCUAGAAGUUCGUCUGGAUUUACCAAAACAAGUCUGCUCUGUGUGGCCCCAACGAGUCCCCUGUGUGUCCCCCUCGGAUGGCGGGGCAGCCGCUCAGGAAGCUCGGAGGAGCGAGGUUCCCCAGUGGGGGACUGAAGCCACAGCGUGUGCCGAUGCUGCGGAGCCUCUGAUCUCCAUGACCCGGCUGGCGUCUCCCGUUCCACGUACGGCGGUGCCUCCCUCUCCAGCGCCGACUCCACGACGGGAGCAUCGCCCUGUUCCUUGCCCCGCUCCCUUCUCCCCAACGUCUUCACCUUCCCGAGGGUCUGGCUCUCCCUGUGUCCACCUCUCCCUUCCGUCACGGACAAUUUGGAAGUCAACCAAAGGACCUUUGCCAAGGAUAGGCUUGUUCUGACUCCUUCCUGUGAGGAUGGCUGGUUGGGAGGCUGGCAGGCACCUGGACUCGAGCUUGCGUGGACGGUGCACCCGCUGCCCCAGGAACACCCAUCACUUGCAAAGACAGGACUUUGCUGAAGGAGCUUUUCUCUUCCUUUUCCCUUGGAAAAAAAUACAUAACAAAAAACAACAAAAAAAAAACAAAACCCACAAACUCCUCUAAAAUAACAACAGAAAAAAACUCUUUAAAAAGACACAUCUCCCUUUGCUUUCUUCCUUGGAAAUACUAUUGAAGAAAAAGAAAAAAAAACAAAAAACCCCAAAAACACACAAAAAAAGUUGCCUUAUGGUGGAGCUGGAGCGGGGAGGCUUCUUGGCUUCCUGCACCCUGGGGUGCACUGGGCUCUUGGCUCUCCCCAGGCCCAGAGACUCCUCAUGGCAUUGCUGCCAAGCUGAUCUUCCCUGCGGCCUUUCCUCUGACCCCACAGCUCGCUCGGAUGCCUCCCCUGUCACGGAGCCUCCCUGCCACGUCUGAGUCUCCUGGGGAGGGUGCUGAGGGCAGUCACAUCCAGGACUCGUGCUCAUGGAGUAGUUGGUACCAUGGCAGCCUUGUCCCCAUGACAGUGACUGUUCUGUCAUGGCAUUGCUCGUACCCCCGGCCCUCCCUCCUGGGCAGGAGGUGGCUCUGCUCCUGUCUGUGCUUCCACCGUGGCUGGGGAGUGAGCAGGGAGAUAGUCACAGCAGCUGGGGGGACUGGUCCUGCUGUGGGCAAGGGCUGCUUCUGCUGCCAGGGAGUGAGGCAGCCCUGGGAAGGCUGUCCCUUGGCAGUCAUGGGCUUGGGGCUGCUGCUGGGACUUGUAGUAGGGUGAGCAGGAGACCUGCCUACCACAGGCAAGUUCUUGCCUGGGUUUCCUUGUGUAUUGUGUUGUGGCAGGUGGCUGCAUGGAGUCUCCCACUCAGGGCACAGUCCCUGUGCAUUUCCAAGGGCUGAGAUGACACCAUGUAGCUCCUUAUUCAGCUGGGGCAGGGGGUGACUGCAGAGCUGCUGGGGCAUUUACUUGAUUGAUCCUUACACCCCGCACCAGGUGGACUUUGGCAGGCAAACCCUCCCCAGGCUGUGAGCUGGAUGCUUUGCAAGGGGUGUGUGUCAGGUGGGAGAUCUGAGAUGUCCAGUGCUACCUCUGGAGAUGUUCCAGAGGUAGCACUGGAAAGUAGUGUUCCUUUCCAGCCAGACCUGCUUGCCUUGCUGCUACCGUGCUCCUUCUGCUGGGUCCCUGGGACACCAGGCUUGGCUGUGGCUCUGGAGGUCCAUCCCUGUGAGCUCCAGAGCUCCUGUGUGCAGUGUGGAGGGGGCACGUGAUGCACCACUCCAACGGUGCAGCUCUUUCUGUUGCCCUCUCUGCAAAGUCACUAGCUGGUACUGAACAGUGUUAUCCUAAGGGAUCCAGUUGAUCCAGAGCUGUAUCUUGCAGCAGGAAGAAGUCAUCAUCUCUCCAGGGCUGUCCCGGUGUGGCUGCAGGAUGGGUGGAUGAGAGCAGCCAGGAACUGAGAGCAGGAGCAAGAGGGGAAGCACAGCCAAGCUGUCCAUCAGCAAAUGGCUGUGGGUGCUUGUGGGGCCCUGGCUGGGUUCAUGGUUUCCCAAACUGACACUGUGUCCAGGAAGCUGCUUUGGUGGGGGCAGGUAGGCUGGUCUGAGUGAGUGGCUUAAUGAACUGCUGCUAGAAUUGAAAGCACAGCUGGAUUUGAGAGGCUGGGGAGCUGCUACUUGGCUGUUUCCUGGUGGUGUGAUCCUGCUCUGGUCAGUCCCCCCUGCCAUGUCAUUCUGCAGCUGGUACCACCCACACCUGAUUGCAGCAGGCGAGCCCACCUGAGCCUGUGGAUCUCUGUUAUAGCAGCAGUGCUCUGGGGUUGUGGCGUGAAACUGGGCAAGAUGGGCAAAAGUCACACUUGUACAGUGCUGUGGCCGUGACUGUUAUCUCUGGAUUUCCUCUCUUGUGAGCUGGAGUCAAAUCUCUGGGGUUAUGUACAUAGGCGGGUUUGUCCCUGAUUUUGGGAAUGAGGAGGCUGGAGAGUCGAUCAAGGACAUUGUAGAUGUGUUGCUGGUUGUUUGCAAGUGGAGGCAGGUCUGGAUGUGCCACAGGUGAUCCUUGCUGCUGUGUCUGUGCUCCUUUCAUUGGCGUGUUCUCUCCUGAAACCAAUUGUCUGCAUUUCAGCAACAAAUUCAUAGGAAAUGGGGAGGGAUGAGCUGCUGCUAUGGAGUUGUUCCUUGUAGAGCAGAUUGUGGAAUUGCUUGGGUUGUAGAAGAGGUAGGACAUUUCCCAGAGAAUUUCCCAAAAUACUGAUUUUCAGUAAUUUUUAAUUUCUGAUCCUGAGGUUCUAGUCUUGGCAUGGAAGUGUUUUCCCUUCCCCCUCUGCCAAGUCAGUGGCACAGUUGUCACAUUAGUGUGUGCACCCAGGGAAAGGUGGAUCAGAAGAGCCAUCCCAGUGGUCCCAGUGCCCUCUGGGUCUGUGGACCAUGUGCCUUGUUUGCUGUCUGUGGGACAGCAGUGGGUAGGACAGAGCAAAGAUGGAUGUGACAGCCUGAGGCAGCUGCUGCUCACUCACACCUGUCUUCCUGCAGGGAAGGGAGCACAGAACCAUUCCCUCCUGCUCUGUGCUGGGUCAGGAGUGGCCGCAACAAGGCUCGUGUCCCCUCUGGGUAAAGGGACAGCUGUCCAGAAGGGGUUUGCAGUUGGGGAAGUUCUUGGCCUUCUACAGAGGAGGGAAUUAGGUCUUGCUUUUAGUUUGGAUGCUUCACCUCCACCAUGUGUUGUGCUUUUUUCAAUUUCAGAGGACUGAGUGGUUGCACACAAGUUCCUGUGAGUGCUGAUUGUCCCACAGCCCGUGAGGGCUGCGUGGUGCUGGUGUCCAGCCACUGGCAGAGCCUGGGGGGAGCCCCAGCUGCUUCUGGAAAGGCUGAGGGAGGCUGAGUCAGGGGAGUAUUCCUCAUGCUGCCCCUCUUCUCAGGAGGUUCUCCAGGCUGCUGGAGCUUAGGGCUUCUCGCUAAGGUGAACUUGACUUUAGAAUGUAGGUACAGAGCUGUGGGUCAGAGUGGAGGUGGAAGGUGUGUUUUGGAGGAGGCUUUGUUGCUUUGCCAUGCUCAUUUGGGAAAAAAAAAUAUUUUAAAAGUACUGAUGCUGCUGCUCUGUUUUUGCCUGUCCAUCUCUUCUGCUGCCCCCCUGGCACCCCUGAUGGCACCUUCUCACUGUAGCCCUUGGGCUCCCUCGAGUUUCAGCACCUGCUCGGGACUGGUUGUUGUACUGUAACAAACUGAUGUGUUUAACCUCAGUGUCCUGCCGUGUUCCACAUGGCAGUGCAGAGGGGGCCUUCUAGCUGUUAAUGCCUUUCCAGUUACUUUAUCAAAAGGACAAAAAAAAAAAAAAAAGAAAAAAAAAGAAAACUGUAAAUGUAGCCAAGCUGUGUUUGCAAUGCUUAUUGUCUCCUGUCUCUUCUGAGGCUGGUUCUGUCACUUGUCACUGUUUGAAAUGGAUGCUGGGCUGUUCUUGAGAGGGUUGCUACACUUGAUGUUAAAUGCCUCAUUGACUUUUUUGAACGUUUCCAAUACAGGUAACGGAUAAAAGAAUUUAUUUCUUUUUUUUUUUUUUUCCUAAACAAAUGUUCAUCUCGGUGGUUAGGAGUGGGUGGCUGGAGGGCAGCAUUUCCAGGAGUAGUUUACAGUUUCACUUUCUGCAGACACUUGAACAUAGGACCGAUGUAUCUGUGAUGAGCACAUCCCCUUGGUGGGAAGCUCCAGAGGAGCAGGGAGUGCCCUGGGUGUCAGCUGGCCCCUGUGGAGCGUGCUGGGGUCCCUCCAGCUCCCCAUGCUGUCCUGCUCUCUCCCCAGGUGUCAGCUCUGCACUGGGGGGGCUUGUGCCAUUGGUGCCCUUCACGGGAGGAGGUGCUUGGCACCACUUGGUCACUCAAACCUCCCUGGUGCAUCCCUGCUCCCCGUCUUCCCCCCCCCAGCCUGUCCUGGUCCCACUGGGGUUGGAAACCUUUGGAUCUGUGGCUCAAAGACACCCACUGAGCUGCAUCCUGCGAAUGCAGCCUUCUGCUUGCUUGCCUGGAGCUGAAGGGAUGAUGGUUCAAUGUGCUUGCCCUUCUCAAACCUUGUGUCCAACCUCAGCCUUCUGUUUCCCAAAACUAGAGUGUGUGUGCAACCUUCUUCAGCUGCAUUUAUAGUAGAGACAAACUUAAAAUGACUCAUCACAGACCAUGUAUCACUUGGGAGGAAAAUCUUGUUAAUACGGCCCGCUGUACAUGAUCCAUCUCUGUCAAUAGUACAUAAUCUUUGACCCAUGUGCUAGGAUCAUCAUCACGUAUAAAAGGAAAAGAGAAAAAUGUAAAAUACUUGAAUGAGAGCUUGUAUUAUAACAUUAAUAUUAUUCAGAGUAUCUGCUUUCUAGGCUGAUGUGAUUCAUUAUUCUAGUAAUGCUUUAGUCCUUUGUAAUUUGUGGUAAUUAUGCUUUUUCCUUUUUAAUACAAAAAAAAUGUAUAAAAAUAAAAAGUUCAAAAGACA